AUUACAUUCUUCUCUUCAGUCUUCACUAUUUAUUAUCAUGAUGAAUCGCCGAUCGAGAAAGAUGUCUUCUUUUUAUUUUUAUUUAAUUAAUUAAUACUCUUAUUGGGGCAGGGGGCUGGCUGGAGGAUGAUAGUCUCGAAAUUUUGAGAGCGAGGUUGUAGUGGAACUGGGUUUUAUUUCUUGAGGCUGAGCUGAGGCGAUCCAAUCCUCCUCGUUCUGGAACACAUUGCUGAUUUAUCCGCUUUGUGAGGACGACGGUCUUAUCAGUGAGUUUGGCAAUGGUUAAGCAUGAAAGCAGUAGCCCUUCUGUGUCGUAGGAGCUUCUUUGGCCCAAAAUGUCCAACACUUGACCUCUCUUCUUCUCCCAACCAAAUUCAUUUGCGUUUAUCCUCCUCCUCCUCCUCCUCCUAUAACCCGACGCCUCAUCAGUCGUCUGAGAACGACCGUCCGGUUUCCAGUCACCAGAGAGAAGAAGAGACCAAGAGCCUGUGUUGGAGGAUACAGAGGCUCCCGAAGGGAGACCCUGUUGGGGCGGCGUUCCAGAGCUGGAUGGGCGACGGCUUUCCCGUCCACAGAGGCAAUAUCUUUCACGCCAUCAACCGUUUGCGCAAGCUUCGACUGAACAAACGCGCACUCGAGGUGAUGGAAUGGGUGAUCAGGGAGAGGCCCUACAGGCCAAAGGAACUAGACUACUCAUAUCUAUUAGAAUUCACGGCUAAGCUUCAUGGUGUAUCAAAAGGGGAGAAACUUUUUUCUUGUGUCCCAUCCGAAUUCCAAAAUGAGUUGCUGUACAACAAUCUUAUCAUUGCAUGCUUGGAUAAAGGCAUGAUACGGCUUUCACUUGCAUACAUGAAGAAAAUGAGGGAUCUGGGUCAUCGCAUCUCAUACUUGAUUUUCAACCGCCUUAUCAUCCUUCAUUCUUCGCCAAGCCGUAAGAAAGCCAUCACAAGGAUCCUCAGACAAAUGAAGGCUGAUAAGGUUGAUCCACAUGUCUCUACAUACAACAUCCUGAUGAAAAUUGAAGCUAAUGAACACAAUAUCGAAGGACUGCUAAGAGCAUUUGGUGAUAUGAAGCAAGCAAAUGUUGAGCCAAAUGAGAUAUCUUUCUGUAUAUUAGCAACCGCACAUGCUGUGGCAAGACUGUAUACGGUUUGUGAGACCUAUGUUGAAGCAGUGGAGAAGUCAGCAACAGGGAAUAACUGGUCAACAUUAGAUGUCCUCCUCAUAUUGUACGGGUAUCUGGGCAAGGAGAAAGAGCUGGAGCGAACUUGGGGUAUUUUGCGAGAACUGCCUCAUGUUAAGUCAAGGAGUUUCGUGCUGGCGAUUGAAGCAUUUGGGAGGAUUGGGGUUCUAAGUUGUGCUGAACAGCUUUGGUUGGAGAUGAAGUCAGAGCAAGGGCUGAAACUAACAGAGCAAUUUAAUUCAAUGAUGUCUGUUUAUUGCAGACUUGGGUAUAUUACUAAAGCAACAAAGCUGUAUAAAGAAAUGGCAGAAAAUGGGUGCAAACCUAACGCCAUAACGUAUAGACACCUUGCCCUUGGUUGCUUGAAAGCCGGGUUAGUGAAUGAAGCACUGAAAACACUAGAGUUGGGGAAGAAUUUGGCAGCAAGCACCAGGAUCAGGAGAUCGACCCCAUGGCUGGAAACUACUCUUUCAAUAGUCGAAAGCUUUGCUGAGAAGGGUGAUAUAGAGAAUGCUGAGAAGCUCUUUGAAGAAUUAAAAUACGCAAAUUAUACUAGGUACACUUUUGUUUACAAUGCCCUGAUGAAGGCUUAUGUCAAGGCAAAGAUUUAUGAACCAAAUCUAUUAAAACGGAUGAUUCUGGGAGGGGCCAGGCCAGAUUCUGAGACAUAUGGCCUCUUGAAGCUGAUCGAGCAAUUCAAAACCUAAUUUGUUGUUGCUUUGGUUGUGUAAGAAAUUUUUGGGUUUCAAUUGUUCCCCUGACAAUGCUUGUAUUUCAUGUUUAAAUUCGAACACAAUAAACAUGGAAGGAUAUCACAGUUACUGCUAUCAGUUUCGUGUUCUGCAAAAAUCAUAGCUGCAAACGGUUGCUGAGUUGCCGUAACUGACGCCCAUUUUCGAUCCUGCUUUUGCUCAUUAGCCAGGGCUUUCUGAGAUGCUGAAUUUAAGGUCACUACUCUAUAUGAUGAGAUUUUGCAAUUUUAUACUUACCAAAAUAGGGAUGUCAUUUCGAAUGACAGAUUGAUGUUUGCACGUAUUGACAAAUGGAAUUUAUACACUUAAUUUGCAGUGUGAAAAG
Diospyros lotus (date-plum) is the source of this 2260-nucleotide messenger RNA. Its product is annotated as pentatricopeptide repeat-containing protein At1g07590, mitochondrial-like. The transcript has 2 exons. Gene Ontology annotation, molecular function: protein binding. Bases 289 to 1890 code for a protein of 533 amino acids. NCBI's taxonomy places the organism in Eukaryota, Viridiplantae, Streptophyta, Magnoliopsida, Ericales, Ebenaceae. Gene Ontology annotation, cellular component: mitochondrion. The record is from RefSeq and is a predicted model, not a curated record.